CCUCCUCCUCCUCUUCUUCUUCACCCCUCUGCUCCUCUUCCUCUCUCCAGCCGGGCCACGUCUGAAAGCGCUGAAACCGGAGGAGUGUGCAUCACCAACGCCGUUUCCCUCCUCCCCUCUUCCUCCCGGGAUACACAGCCUGGACCGGCACCGGUGUCACUGGAUGGAGAGAGGCGUCUGAAGAAGGGAGAGCGGUGGAGUUGGUCUACCCCCCUCCUCCUUCUCCUCCUCCUCCUCCUUCUUCCCUACUGCACCAAAAGAAAACUCCGGGCUGGCUGCAGCACCAUGUCCUCGGCUCAGAGUGGGGAUAUAUCAGGCUACCAUCUGAGUGUGGUGCGUAACCCGCCUGGCUGGGAGGUUGGCAUCUACUUGGUGGGCUUCUUAGUGCUGCUCGGCGUGGCAGGGCUCAACAUCUGGAAGCUGUGGAAAUCCGGGACCUUCCCCGCGCCGUCUCCCUUCCCCAACUUUGACUAUCGAUACCUUCAAGAAAAAUAUGGAAACUCCUUUUCAGAAGUCAGACAGAAGCGAGUGGCUGCCAACAACCACAGACGGACCUCGACCACCUCCAGCCGCAAGCCCAGUCUGGCCCUUGGUGACACCCCGGAUGGCUUCAGGGACCUGGGCCACCUGGAGCUGAUGAGCAGGGAGCUGGACCCGACCGGCCUGGCCCAGCUCAACCGCUCCAUCUCCACCGAUUCACUCAGCUCCAUCUCCUCCAUCGCCCACAAUUUCGGCCACGACUUCACCGUUGGGCAGCUGGAGGUGACGCUCGACUUUGAACCGUCCAGGCAGCCGGGCUACGGAGUGGGACUGCUCCACAUCGUCCUGCACCAGGGCAAAGACCUGCUGGAGAGAGAGGAAGGAGACUUUCCAGGCUGCUUUAUUAGAAUCUCCCUUGUGCCAGAGGAGUUGAACGUCGGAGUCACACGGGUCCAGACAAAUGCAUUCACCGUGAUCUUCGACGAGCGCUUUUCAGUCCCCAUGGACAUGUCCUCACUGGACGAGUACAGCCUGCGCUUCGCUGCUUUUGGCAUCGAUACCGACGAGCGAAACAUCAGUGCAGGGGUAGCAGAGCUGAAGCUGUCAGACCUGGACCUGACCAUCAGACCAUUCAACGCUUGGCUCUACCUUCAAGAUGUCAAUAAGGCUGUCGAUGCAGUGGGAGAGAUCCUCUUGUCGCUCAGUUAUUUGCCAACAGCAGAGCGCCUCACUGUGGUCGUGGCCAAGUGCAAGAAUCUAGUGUGGACCAAUGGCAAGAACACUGCAGAUCCAUUUGUCAAAGUGUAUCUCCUGCAAGACGGCAGGAAGAUCAGCAAGAAGAAAACGUCCACCAAGAGGGACGACACAAACCCCAUUUUCAACGAAGCCAUGAUCUUCUCUGUGCCGUCCACUGUCCUGCAGGAACUGUCCCUGAGGGUGACAGUAGCAGAGGCCACAGAUGACGGUAGGGGCGAGAACCUGGGUCACGUGAUCAUCGGCCCUGAGGCCAGCGGGAUGGGCAUUACCCACUGGAACCAGAUGUUGGCCACUCUGAGGAAGCCCGUGUCCAUGUGGCACCCGCUGCGCAGGAUCUAGUCCAGUCAGGCCUCGAACACGUCACGUGUGUCUCAAGUAAAACUUUCUCUCCUUCGCGUUCCUAUCAGCUGUCCCCUAACGCGGCGUCAUGCUCAAGUCUAUCAUAUUGUUUUCCUUUGACAGGAGUUUAUACUGCUCUUUACAGGAGGACACAGUGUGUGUGGUCUAUAAUCUGGUGUCUUUUUUGAGUAACAAAAAAAGAGACGUGUUAUAUUGAUGUGAAGGGGGAGGAAAAAGUGUUUGACCCCAAUCUGGCAUGUAUCUGGAUCUGUUAUACAUUUAAAUCCUGCCUUUUAUUUGGCUUCAUUCUGGCUCAGAUUCACUAAGGCUGACGCUGGUACUGUAGGAGAAACUACCUGAAAGACAGAAAGAAGAUAAUGCAAUGUACAACUUAUAUAGUAGUAUGUAGUCAUCCUUUUAUAUUGAGAUUUGGACUGAUAACAAAUUCUUUCUCAAAAGGCUUGAUCAAACAUGAUAGUUUGGACAUUGAAGUUAGGUUUCAUAAAUAAAAGAUAAGCACCCCCCCUUUCUGCAUGGUGCCUACUCUGGUCAUUUAUAGCUGUGUAGAGAAUGAAAGACUGGAUGGAGGGAUGAGAUUGCUGCCCUUUUCAAACGGUCACUUGAUUGCGUCAAGUUAAGUAAGCUCUAUUGGCUGCGUCAUUUGUUAACAGUGAGACUGACAAAUAGUAGUGGUUUUGUUCAGUAUUUAUUGUGCUUUUGGAAAAAAAAAAUCCAGGUUCUCUUAUCCAGGUGAAAUAAUUGUAAUUUGUAGCAGUUGUUACAGGGUGGCCAAAUUGGAAUUAAUCAGCAUAUUAAUGUCAUGUUUCUGUUCUAUUUUUUUUUACCAUAAUUGAUGCAAUACUAUUUGCAUAUGCAUAUUUAACAGUGUAAAUAGUGUAAUUCAACGACAGUCUGCUCAUUGACAUUUUUUUCCUCUGAAUUCUUGGUGCAAAUCACAUUUUUCAUAGUAUGACACUUUAAUAAUAAACUCCAAGUUCAUUUACUUGACACUCUAUUUAAUGCCAAUAGCAUUGCUGAUCACUGAAUUAUUAUAAAAACACCUCUGGGAAUUUAACUUGUGAUGUAAAGUAUACUAACCCCUUUGGAAGGGUUUAAACUUUGCUUUUAUGUCAGAGAAAACACCUUAAUAUUCUUUUUCAAAAGGCCCUUGUCACACUUAAAUGUCCUCUUAGCAGUGAGCGGAUUCUUGGUUGUUCGUGUGUGAAAUUAAGAUAAUGUGACAAGAGUCUUGCAGAAUUCAGAAUGUCAUGGUGAAUUUUUAUGUCUUAGAUAUUCUUUAAAACAUUGUGCAAUAGUGCUGUUUUGUUGUGACUUUUGAAUGUGGAUUAUUACGUGAAAUAUCGCUAUCUCUAAACGCAUCAUCAGCCUCACGCAUCGUCGUUGUUGUUGUUCUUCUUUUCAGCAGAGCCUGCUCUACAUACUUGGGUCAUGUUGGGACCACGUUCUUCACCUCACUUUGAAAAUCAGUCCAAAAAUAACACACCCGUAGUCAUAUAACAGACCAUUUUUCCUACUGUGCCAAAUAAUGAAGCAAUAUUUUCAUUUACAAUCAGCAUUUGCAUUCAAAGUCAACAAAGCUGUAGCCUACAUUCAACCAUGCAUGAAGUUAUUUAGCACUCGAUGUGAAUGUGCCUCAAGAAUACAUUGUAUUGUGUGAAUGCUGUUUGAAAUAAAAGCAAUUCAACAGUAA
Molecule: messenger RNA, 3286 nt
Organism: Solea senegalensis (Senegalese sole)
Lineage: Eukaryota; Metazoa; Chordata; Actinopteri; Pleuronectiformes; Soleidae
Gene: syt12
Product: synaptotagmin XII
Exons: 8
Coding region: 286-1575 (429 amino acids)
Biological process (GO): cellular response to calcium ion; regulation of dopamine secretion; calcium-ion regulated exocytosis
Molecular function (GO): calcium ion binding; SNARE binding; phosphatidylserine binding
Source: RefSeq, a predicted model, not a curated record